CAAGAACGGGAACUAUAACGGGAACCUAGUAAAUAACUUUGACACUUUUUAAUGUAGAAGCUUUAUGAUUUACGUUUCAGAUUCUCGUCGUUGCCGGUUUAGUAUUUUGCUGCAUCUCCGAUGGCUACAUCUUUGGACAAAUGUCUGGAAUGAUAAAUGCUUUAGCGGCACCAGACAGCCCUAUUCCGGUAACUCAAGAUGAUAUUUCAUGGAUCGCUUCUACAAUCAACAUAACUUGCAUAUGUGGAUUUGUACUUGUUGGAAUCUUAUCGAAAGCUAUUGGACGAAGAUUUUCUACUACUAUUCUUGGAAUUCCUGUAAUAUUAUGCUGGAUUGCGCUUUAUUUCGCACAAGACAAAUUCAUAUUUCUAUUGACAAGGGUAAUCGUCGGUGUGUCGUAUGGUGGUAUAUUUUGUCAAAGCAUUCUGAAUUGUGGUGAAUAUCUCCCUCCAAGCAUCAGGCAGUUUGCAUGUAACAUAAUCAUUACUCUCGGUAAUUUAUCUGGCGUAAUGUUAGGUCAUAUAUUAAGCCUUUUGAUGGACUGGAGAAACGUUGCACUUUUGGGUUUAAUUCCUUCAGGCUUGGCCUGUCUUCUACCAUUGUUCUGGAUCGAAAGUCCGUCCUGGCUUGCAUCGAAAGGAAAAUUUGAUAAGUGUGAGAAAGCUUUUAGAAAAUUGCGUCAAGACAAUGAAGAUAACAAGCUAGAAUUACGACAUCUUAUAGAGUAUGAGAAGAAAAAUCAAAGUGAUUAUGUUGCACGACAUAGCUCUAGGUUCAGUGACAUAAAGAAAGUUAUUUUUGCAUGUAAAGAGUUGUAUUUCUGGAAAUUAACUUUAACGCUAUUUGUUGUAAAUAUUUAUAGAGCUACUGCUGGUCGUAUUUUACUCAAUACAUUAGCAAUCACUAUGCUACAAGAAAUCACUGGUCGCACGAACGUAUUGCUAUUUACGUUGCUUGUUGAUGGAUUCGGAAUAAUCGGUGCUGCUGUUUCAUUUUAUUUAAUAAAAAAACUUAAAAUGAGAAAGCUUUUGUUUACCUCAGGCGUUAUUUCGAAUACUUUAUUGGUAGUUUUUAGUGCGUCUUUAUAUUUUGUACCGAAUGAAACCUGGUAUCCGUGGAUUAAAGUGGUAUUCAUGGCUUUAUACUACAUUGUAGUAAGUGCUGGCCCAUAUCCCGUGUUGGAUGUGUUUAUCGGGGAAGUUCACCCGCUGGAGAUAAAGGAGUUUAGCAGCUUUUUAUCGGGUGGUUUGGCUGGAGGAAUUCAUUUCUUAACAGUUCAACUUGCUGCAAGUAUGUUUGCGACGAUGGGAUACUCCGGCACGUUUUUAUUCAAUGCUUUCAUCGUAUCAUUUUGUCUAGUAUAUUUAAGUAUAUACAUGCCUGAAACGAAAGGCAGAACUUUACAAGAAAUUGAAAUGUUUUUCAAAACUGGAACAUUUAACGGUCAUGCAUUAGAUAAUCAUGAAUGCGCGAACGUAGUUUUAGUUGAAAGGAAAAAUUGAGUCCAUUGCACAACAGAAAAUACAGUAUUUUGAGUUUUAUCAUUACCAAUAUAUAAUAAAAUCAUAUUAAUUUCAGUUAUCGAUCUUAGUGUAAACGAAAACUCGGAUUCAGUGUUGUUCACAUAUAAAUCUAAAUAACAACUAGGCACUGUUUUUUAGAUUUCUAUGGUUGUUCAGUAUUAGAAUAUCGUAUAUGAUUGCAUUGUGUAGAUAUUAUGUAGGUGCAUACGAUUCCAAACGUACCUAAGUAGUUUAUUAAGUUUAGGUUCAUAAAAUGUAACUUAGUUUUUU
Colias croceus (clouded yellow) is the source of this 1793-nucleotide messenger RNA. RefSeq names its product sugar transporter ERD6-like 6. Gene Ontology annotation, cellular component: membrane. The record is from RefSeq and is a predicted model, not a curated record. Gene Ontology annotation, molecular function: transmembrane transporter activity. The transcript is spliced from 2 exons. Bases 141 to 1502 code for a protein of 453 amino acids. Gene Ontology annotation, biological process: transmembrane transport. Lineage: Eukaryota; Metazoa; Arthropoda; Insecta; Lepidoptera; Pieridae.